AUGGACGCCAUCACCCAGGCCAUUCUCAACCGCUCCAAGCUGGAGGUGGAGCACAUCAAGAUCUCGCAGCCCACGGCUGACACUUUUGUCAUGGGAAUCGUGAGCAGGGUCACAGGCACCGGACCCAUGGGCGCGACAAUGGCACCGAUGACCGUCGACAUGAUGUUUAACGGCGGCUGCUUUGGCAAGCUGGAUCUUCCGGAAGUCAAGACCAAGUCUGGCGGUACGGAGGUUGUCGUCAAGGACCAGCUCAUCAAGAUCCUCGACCGCAACGCCUUCAUGGCGUUCGUCAAAGCCAUCAUGUGCGACGAGAGCUUGGUGUUGCGACUUGACAACGGUGACUGCACAAUCAAGGCGCUCGGCCUGUCGGCCAAGGUCAAAUACGCAAAGGAUGUGCCCAUCGUUGGCAUGGGCGGCCCCAAGAUCGCGCAGGUCAACUCUGCGGAGCGUGGCGGUGGUUUCGUCAACACCAUGAAGGUGUACAACCCCAGCCCGUUGGAGAUUAACCACGGCAUAAGCAAGUUCGAGCUCCGAAGCGAAAGCGGCGAGGUGCUGGCAGAGCUGGAGGGUGACCUGACAAUUGUGAAGGGCGACUUCGAGAGCACAUUGCAGGGCACGCUUAAGAAGGGCGCCAAGGCAUCGGACAAGGCAAGAAUGGUCGGCACCGGAACAAAGGAGGCCAACUGGUGCAACGAUACGAUCAAGUUUAUCAACUGCCAAUUUUCGGUAUCGCCGCAAUUUGCGCAGAUGCUGUAG
This is a messenger RNA of Colletotrichum abscissum, 756 nucleotides long. RefSeq lists its product as uncharacterized. The coding region runs from base 1 to 756 and encodes 251 amino acids. The record is from RefSeq and is a predicted model, not a curated record. NCBI's taxonomy places the organism in Eukaryota, Fungi, Ascomycota, Sordariomycetes, Glomerellales, Glomerellaceae. The transcript has 2 exons.